AUGGGGCCUGUGCUACGGUCUGGCCAGUGGGAACCCAGAGGCAGGACAGAGUGGACUCGAAGCCGGAAGCUGAGGAGGAGGAAGCCUGAACUGAGGCCAAGGCCAUCAGAGGUGGGACUCUCUGAAGGGUCACCUCACCCUCCUCCAAGAAGUCUUCCUGGCUGCCUUCCCCACGGGUUUGCUACCACCACGUUUCCACUGGGACUCCUUUCCCGCCAUCUUCACCUCGCGUGUGGGGAGAGCAGAGUCAGAUGGGACCAGCUGACGAGGACCAGUGGGGUGGGGGUGGCUGGCUCUGCCACUAGAUUGGGGGUGGGGGCACCUCCCUCUGGGUCUGGCUUCCUUCCCCGCCCAGGAAGCUACCAGUCCUGUCGGACUUGUCGACCUGGGAGGCACAGGUGCAGGUCCUGGAGUCUGGCUGCAGUGUCCUCACAGGUGCGGCCAGCACCAUGGACACCUCACGGGCUCUGCUGCUCUUCCUGCUCCUGGGUAAGUCCCCUGCGCAGCCCCUUCCCCACCAGUCCGCCUCUUGGCAGCUCCCCAACGCCCUCCCCUCCUCUUCUUGCAGCCUCCGGAGCAGGGGUCAUCACCCACAGAGCCUCUUCUGGAGUUCAGCAAACCAAUUUCUCCUUGGACUCAGAAAGCUCUUUCCAGGGCCCAGGUUCGAAAGUCUCCUCCAUGAAACCCCCCGACUGGAAAUUUCCAGAGCAGUCUCCAGGUUCAAAAACCACUGCUGCUAUCCCUCAUUCCAAACGGUUUCCUGAGGUCUCAAAUUUUAACGACGUGCCUAGGUCAAACGUUUCUGCUGAGGGCCAAAAGUUGAGCCCGGAUCCUCCUACCGUCCCUGAGGUCCCUGGUUCCGAAGUAUUUUCUGAUAUCUUGGGUUCUCAAGUUCCUGCCGAAAACUCAGAGCCGUCCUCGGUUAAGACCCCAGCUUCAAACAUUUCUGCUCAGGCCCUGGAGACUGAAGUUGAGACCCCAGGUUCACAAUUCUCCCCUAAGGAUCAGGACCUUAAAAUAUCUGCCCAGAACCCCGAAUCCAAAGUAACUGCAGUAGCCCACCCAGUGGAAAGCUUCCCCCAGCAGGUGGGGAGGCCUCUGUCGGUACUAGUGGGGACCACCAUCCAGCUCCCUCUGGUUCCAGUUCCCAGCCUUGGCCCUCCUGCGCCUCUGGUGGUCUGGCGCCGAGGCUCCAAGGUGCUGGCAGCUGGAGGCCUGGGGCCGGGGGCCCCCCUGAUCAGCUUGGAUCCUGCUCACCGGGACCGCUUACAGUUUGACCAGGCCCAGGGGAGCCUGGAACUUGCCUCUGCCCAGCUGGAGGAUGCUGGGGUCUACACUGCUGAGGUCAUUCGGGCUGGGGUCUCCCGGCAGAUUCGGGAGUUCAUGGUGGGUGUAUAUGAGCCCGUGCCCCAGCUGUCUGUGCAGCCCGAGGCCCCGGAGAUAGAGGAGGGGGCGGCCGAACUCCGGCUGCGCUGCAGAGGGUGGGGGCCGGGUCGCGGGGAGCUGAGCUGGAGCCGGGACGGACGCACCCUGGAGGCAGCGGACCCUGAGGGAGCGGAGCCACCGCGGAUCCGCACAGAGGGCGACCAGCUGCUCAUCGGGCACCCUGUGCGAAGCGACCACGCCCGGUACACUUGUCGCGUCCGCAGCCCCUUCGGCCACGCUGAGGCUGCGGCCGACGUCAGUGUCUUCUACGGCCCGGAUCCUCCGGUCAUCAAGGUCUCCUCGGACCGCGACGCCACCCCCGCCCUCUAUGUCACCAAGGGCAGUAACGUGACCCUGCGCUGCUCCGCCGCCUCGCGGCCGCCCGCAGACAUCGCGUGGAGCCUGGCCGACCCGACGGAGGCCGCCGUGCCCGCCGGCCCGCGUCUCCUGCUGCCCGCGGUCGGGCCGGGCCACGCCGGCGCCUACGCCUGCCUCGCCGCGAACCCGCGCACAGGCCGCCGCCGCCGCUCUCUGCUCAACCUCACCGUGGCAGAUCUGCCUCCGGGGUCCCCACAGUGCUCAGUGGAAGGCGGUCCAGGGGACCGCAGCCUCCGCUUCCGCUGCUCGUGGCCCGGCGGGGUCCCCGCGGCCUCCCUACAGUUCCAGGGUCUCCCUGAAGGCGUCCGCGCGGGGCCGGCGCCCUCUGCGCUCCAGGCGGCUGUCCCCGCUCACCCCCGGCUCAGCGGCGUCCCCGUCACCUGCCUCGCUCACCACCUGGUGACCACGCGCACCUGCACGGUUACCCCGGAGGCCCCUCGGGAGGUGCUGCUUCGUCCUGCGGUGGAGGAAACACGGUCGGGGGAGGCAGAGGUGGCGCUGGAGGUCACUGGCUGUCCUCCACCAUCCAGAGCAUCUUGGGCCCGGGAAGGGCGGCCCGUGGCCCCAGGAGGAGGGGGUCGCCUGCGGCUCAGCCCAGAUGGGCGCAGGCUCCUCAUUAGCAACUUCAGCCUGGAUUGGGACCUGGGAAAUUACUCCGUGUUGUGCAGCGGGGCACUGGGUGCCGGGGGCAACCAGAUCACCCUCAUUGGACCUUCCAUCUCCUCGUGGAGGCUGCAGAGAACCCGGGAUGCAGCAGUGCUGACUUGGGAUGUGGAACGCGGGGCCCUGAUCAGUGGUUUUGAGGUCCAGGCACGACCAGAAGGCCCCAACCUGGGUAGAGCCACCACCUACAGGGACUGGAUCACCCUGCUCACCCUGGAGCCUCAGGAGCGGUCAGCUGUGGUGCCCCUUCCCCAUCGGAACCCUGAGACCUGGGCCUUCCGUAUCCUGCCCACCCUGGGGGGCCAGCCAGGGACCCCAUCACAAAGCCAAGUCUACCAGGCCCGCCCCACCCUGAGCCCAGGGGCCAUUGCUGGCAUCGUCCUGGGUUCCCUACUGGGCCUGGCGCUCCUGGCAGCACUUCUCUACCUGUGCAUCUGCUGCCUGUGCAGCUUUAGGGGAGACUCUCUGAAGAAAAAGAAGCAUCCCCCCUCUUUGCCACCUGUGGUUCCCCCACUGGAAAAGAAGAUGCAGAGUGUAACCCCAGUGCAGACCCCACUGCCUCUGCCCCUCAAAGUCCCGCUGGAGGACCCUAGCCCAAACAAGGCUCACCAGGCCACUGGCCCCAGUCCAGUCAUCUCUCUGGGUGGGGGCCCAAGGACUGUUCGGGCAGCCACACAGGUGUGACCUGCUUUGCACAGGAGUUUUUGGGUAGGACUUCCUGGUAGGCAGGGCCAUCCUGUCCUGCUGUGACUAAAGACUGGACCCUGAAAGUGGGACUUCCUGUCUCCUUCUCAGUGCAGAAGACUCCACAUGUAUUUGCACAACCAAGCCGCUGUGGCUCCUGGGCUGGGAGAGACCCCCGCUGAUCUACCAGUGUGGUUUGCACACCCUCUAGGCAAGCGAGGGGCCUUCCUACGUCCACUUGCUCCUCCAGGCCACCCCCAUGCAGCUCCCAGGGUCUUUGUCUUUUUUUGUUUUUUAAUGUUUACUUUUGAGAGAGAGCGUGUACAAGUGGGGGUGGGGUAGAGAGAGAAGGAGGCAGGGUCCCAAGCGGGCUCCACACCAACAGCAGAGACCCCAACGCAGGGCUCAAACUCAUGAACCGUGAGAUCGUGACCUGAGCUGAAGUCAGACACUGAACUGACUGAGCCCGCUAAGGCGUCCCCAGAGUCUUCAUCUUAAAACAGCUCAGACUGUGUCCUUUUCUCUUUAAACCCUUCCGUGGCUGCCCUUUGCCCUUCAGAAAUCUUCCUGCAUCCUCACUGUGAUUUUCAAAGCCUUAUGGUUUGGCCUCUUGGCCUCUGACCACCCCCUCCUGCACUUUCACCCCUGCUCCUUGAUUAACACAAGGCUUUUUUUUUUCACCAGAUGCUGGAUUUGGCCUCCAGGGCUUUGCCCCAGAGGUUGCUCUGCUUGAAAUACCACUUUUUGCCCUGUGCCAUCCACCUCAGUGAUUUAUAGGAAAUAUAUAUUUGGUCAUUCAGAUGACCAAAAUAUGUUUUGCAGAUAUAUCUGGUCUUGAUCCACGGUUUCUGAAAAUGAUUCAGAGCCAUAAAAGCAAAAUAUCCAUUUCUUGCUAUUAAUGAAGGUGACUUUUGGAUGCCCCCAAAGGCGGGGCUGGUUGCCUGGAGGGUAAAACCUGCAAAUGGGGGAUCUGGAACUUUCAGACCCAUCUCCAGGAGGGGGAAGGACUGGAGGUUGAAUCAGCCAAUGGCCAGUGACUUAGUCAAUCAUAAUUAUAUAAUGAAGCCUCCAUGAAAACCCAUAGGAACAGUGCUUUGGUCCAUUUUGGGAGAGCUUCCACUCUUGGUGAACCAGAGUGCUCCCACAUACCACUAAGCUGGACUCCAAGAUCCACAGGGACAGAAGUUCCUUUGUUUGGGAGCUUGCCCUGUGUAUCUCUUUGUCUGGCUGUUGAUUCCUGUCCUUUAUCGUAUCUUUUAAUAAACUGAUCAA
Molecule: messenger RNA, 4422 nt
Organism: Panthera uncia (snow leopard)
Lineage: Eukaryota; Metazoa; Chordata; Mammalia; Carnivora; Felidae
Gene: VSIG10L
Product: V-set and immunoglobulin domain containing 10 like
Exons: 10
Coding region: 1-3150 (1049 amino acids)
Source: RefSeq, a predicted model, not a curated record